Paramisgurnus dabryanus is the source of this 1633-nucleotide messenger RNA. Lineage: Eukaryota; Metazoa; Chordata; Actinopteri; Cypriniformes; Cobitidae. The record is from RefSeq and is a predicted model, not a curated record.
AGGCGUGUGGGUAGAAGGAGAGGUUUGUAAAUGGCCAAACUACAAACUCGAUGCCAUGCAGAAGGCCAUCAAGAACUGUGAGAUGCCUAAGGAGACCUGGACAAGUUAUGACAUCAGGGUUCUUUACAAAGCAAAUAGCUUUAGUGAGGCAAGGUUGAAACUUCGCCGGGCAGAAGAUGACACAGACCUCCAGUCAGAAGUAGAGGAGGGGAGGCCAGAAAAAAGAAAAACCAGACCAAACCAGCGCUUCCUCUCGAGUCAAGAGGAGUCUGAUGAGGAGCCUGUGAAGCGCAAACCAGUCCUCCCUAAGGUGCCCUCCAUUCCACCUCUGCCGUCACUGUUGCAUGAUGCAAUUUCCUCUUCAGAUGAAAUGUCUCCGCCAGCUAGUCAACUUGCCUCUCUGCAGCCGUUUCAUGCCCUUGGACCUCCUGAGCCAUCCCACCAUCUUGCCCCUCAAUCUUCUUGCCACUAUGGAACUCCUGAGCCAUCCCACCAUCUUGCCCCUCAAUCGUCUCGCCACCAUGGAACUCCUGAGCCAUCCCACCAUCUUGCCCCUCAAUCGUCUCGCCACUAUGGAACUCCUGAGCCAUCCCACCAUCUUGCCCCUCAAUCGUCUCGCCACCAUGGAACUCCUGAGCCAUCCCACCAUCUUGCCCCUCAAUCAUCUCGCCACCAUGGAACUCCUGAGCCAUCCCACCAUCUUGCCCCUCAAUCGUCUCGCCACCAUGGAACUCCUGAGCCAUCCCACCAUCUUCCCCCUUAAUCGUCUCGCCACCAUGGAACUCCUGAGCCAUCCUACCAUCUUGCCCCUCAAUCGUCUCGCCACCACGGAACUCCUGAGCCAUUCCAUCUUGCCCCUCAUGCCGCUUCUGAGAUGGACCUGCACUCUGCAUUACUACGAGAGAUUAUUGCCAAGCAGGAGGUGAUGUGUGAUAUGCAAAGAAAUCUGCUGCGGAUUGUUCAGGAUCUCUCUUCUACACCUACACCACAUGGACACCACAUGGAUGGAAGUUUCCUGCCGUUGAGGGAUGCUGAGGCUCUUUUGGCGCUGGACCACGACAUUAAGACAAACCCAGAGAAGAGAAAGGACUUGGUGCUGACACUGGGCCUUGCUGGGGGCGUGACCCUCAAGGACACUGUGUGGAGGGUCAUGAAGAUGCUUCUUCAGAAUGGCUUGGCCUGCAAAAUGAAUUGGACAGGCCUUCAUGGCAAAACAUCUUUCCGGUGCCUAGAAGUCAAGAACGUUGUUACAGAAGCCAUUCGGAGAAAUCCUGGAUGCAGAGAAUCCACGAACCAGGAGGUGGAGCAAUGGUUGAGGCGUUGGUUGUAUUUGGCUGGCGAUCAAGAGGGGGGUAGGAAGAGGAGAAGCACAGUCCUCCACCACCAGCCACCCACCAACACAUAAAGUUGGGCACACAUCCACACACAAAGACAGCCACCCACCAAUACAAAGUCAAGCACGCGCACACAUGCGUUCCACUUUGGCCCGUUUCUGGCCACACUUUUACAUACACCACCGUUCAGAAGUUUGGUCUUACCUGGUUUACACAACUAAAUGUGAUUUCUAAAACCAAGCUUUCAAAUGUUUUCUUUUUUACAUUUUGUAUAAAAAAUGAAUAAUUGUAAUUGUUUA